AUGGCCUUCGUUCCCACAUAUUUCCUGUGUCCUGUAGCAGAUGUUGUUCCACCACCCCCUAGAGGCGCAUUAGCCCUGGGGAGCAUUUUACGAAGCCUGGCUACCCCUCUUGCUCCCGUGAACAAGGAUGAGGUCCUCACAGCGCCAAACGUUGACUCUGCGACGGAGACUGACUGGCAGAAAACUACGUCUGACAGUACAUCUCUGAGCGUUGGAGUAUUCACUACUUUUCUUGAGCUAUUGCUUGGGCUUAGGGCAGAUGUGAGCAUCGACCAUUCGCGACAGGACCAUAGCAGCUUCGAAGUCGAAAAACUGACUACGGUCUCGUUCCAACCCACCGUGGAGUAUGUUAGGGAAGCCCUCCGGAUUCCUAGUGUGCAGCAGUACCGGAAUGCGAAAGGCCUGGCACGCUGUAGGGCGCUUUAUCUUGUCACCGGGCUGAAGGUGGCGUCGGGAGCAGCCAUCCGCCACGGAUUCCAUCGCGGGCCAGGCGUCUCUGCGGAGGUUGGAGUUGAUGGGACUACGCCCAUUACCAUAGGCCCCACCUGCGGGUGGUCCCGCGAGCGGGCCGAGGAAACAAGCUUUUACCGUAGAGACGAGUUUAUCUUUGCCUACCGGCUUCACAAGAUCUCCUUCUUCCUAAAGUCCGAUCCCACCGUUAGCCCAUACAUCAAGGGUGCAUUUUUGAAUUCAGGGGAAAUUGAGGAAAGUGAAGCGGAAGACGAAACACAAUUUAUGCUAGAAGAAGUCGAGGGAGUCAAUCUCCCUGGGUCUGCCCUUCUUUUCGCCAACGCUGAGAAUCCGUUGGUGUAUGUGGUUCGACCUGUGGCGUGA
Arthroderma uncinatum is the source of this 834-nucleotide messenger RNA. RefSeq lists its product as uncharacterized. Bases 1 to 834 code for a protein of 277 amino acids. The transcript has a single exon. NCBI's taxonomy places the organism in Eukaryota, Fungi, Ascomycota, Eurotiomycetes, Onygenales, Arthrodermataceae. The record is from RefSeq and is a predicted model, not a curated record.